AUGCGCCCCCCGCCGCGCCCCCCGCUGCGCGCCGCGCUCCUGGCCGCGCUGGGCCUGCUGCUCGCCCGCGCCGCCGCGCCGGCCCGCGGGGCCCUGCGCCGGGCCAGCAACUUCACCUGGGACAACUGUGAUGAGGGGAAGGACCCGGCGGUGGUCACCAGCAUGACCGUGGAGCCAGACCCCAUCGCCGUUCCUGGAAACUUGACUGUCAGCGCUGAGGCCAAGACCAGCGUCCCCCUGCUCACUCCUCUGAAGGUGGAGCUGACCGUGGAGAAGGAGGUGGCGGGCAUCUGGGUGAAAAUCCCGUGCGUGGAGCAGAUGGGCAGCUGCACCUACGAGAACAUCUGCGACAUGCUGGACACGCUCAUCCCCCCCGGGCACCCCUGCCCGGGGCUCCUGCACACCUACGGGCUGCCCUGCCACUGCCCCUUCAAAGCCGGCACCUAUGCGCUGCCCAGGAGCGAUUUCACACUGCCCGACUUGGAGCUGCCCGGCUGGCUCAGUAGCGGCCACUACCGCGUCCAGGGCGUCCUCAGCAGCGGCCAGCGACUGGGCUGCGUCAAGGUCUCCUUCUCCCUGAAGGGCAAAUGAUGGUGCCACGGCAGGCCCCAUGGGGUGGGCACCACCUGGUCCCAGGUGCAUGGCCAGGCCGCACGCGACUCUGCCCCUCGGGCCCCCACUUCAGUGCCACCAGCCCCUCGCUGCCUCCCCGCCGCAGCCCUGCCGGGCCAGCAGCCGCCCUCCACGCUGCUGCUCCCUCCUUCGCUCUCUCCUGCCCAGCAAGGGUGGGCCUGCGUGCCAUGAUCUGGCUCACGCUGGCCGUCCCCAGCCUGCUGUGGCCCUCUGCUGCCCACCACUGUGGGGCGGCCACUAACGCCAGCGCACUAACCCCUCCCCGUCUCACCAGCCCCGCCCCGGGUGAGGGGCCUCGGAUCGAGUCUCCUCCCUGAUCUUCUGCGACGAGUUCACGCUUCUGUCCUGGACUGACCUGGCUGACAGCAGCCGCUGCACCCCAGCAGGCGGGGUGAGGGGGACGGGGGCGCCUCUGCCCUCUGACCUUUACACGGAUCCUCUGCCUGGCACCAGGCGGCCCAGCCGUCUCCCUGGGGACUGGGCUGGCUGGGGCACCGGGGCCACCUGCUCCAGGACAGCUGCUGGGGCUCUGUACCCCGCUGGUGCCACAUGAUGGUGUUGGGGUUCCUUUUGCCAAAUAUUCUCAAUGUUUUUCCCUGGAGGUACCAGAAAUCCAGACUUUUAUAUGUAAUCUUAAAAAUCUUACAUCUUUGCAUAUUGGCAACUGGUUGUUUUUGGAAACACCGUCCUGGCCCGAGAGACAGAAGCCUCGUGGCGGGGCGGCGUGUGCGCCCACCUCCCAGCAGCCUCUGCUGCGCCCGCGGGCCUGGAGGUGGCAUCUGGCGCUCUGAGGGGCAGGUAGCUGGAGAGCCGUGGCCAGCACCCAGCCCCGCGCAGCCUGCGUGGCAAUAAACCUGACCUGCUGAGAGCCGCCUCUGGGAUUCCGGGAGCGACUGUGGGG
Messenger RNA from Talpa occidentalis (Iberian mole), 1534 nucleotides. It is a transcript of the gene GM2A, whose product is annotated as ganglioside GM2 activator. The record is from RefSeq and is a predicted model, not a curated record. The transcript has 4 exons. NCBI's taxonomy places the organism in Eukaryota, Metazoa, Chordata, Mammalia, Eulipotyphla, Talpidae. Gene Ontology annotation, cellular component: cytoplasmic side of plasma membrane. The coding region runs from base 1 to 591 and encodes 196 amino acids. Gene Ontology annotation, molecular function: enzyme activator activity; lipid carrier activity. Gene Ontology annotation, biological process: ganglioside catabolic process; lipid transport.